AUGAAUAAAUUAUUAGCUUCUUUAGAUCAGAGGGUUCCAGCGAAACUGAUCAGUUUUGAAGAUAAUUAUGUUCUCUCAUACGAUUCACAACUCUCCAUUACCUCCUUUUUGAAAAAAUCUAUCAUCGGGAUUAAUCCAUACUAUGCCAAAUUAUUUUUACGAGAAUAUAUAAAUAAAAUAGAACAAGGCAAUGAAGAAAUUUCAGACGAAUUGUAUGAGUUGUAUUGUGAUCCAGAUAUUUUAAAUGCCGUGGAAUUGGGUCCAUCUGAUACAGACCUUUUACGAUUUUAUAUCAAUGGGCUAGAAGAAGAAUACAGUCUGGCAGAAAACGAAUCGAUCUUGAUCAAAGAGACUCCAAAGUUAAUAUCUGGUAAUAAUACCACCGGGUUACGAACAUGGGAAGCAGCAUUAUAUUUGGCCAACUAUAUCAAUAGAAAGACUAAUACCCCUUAUGACUUUAAAGACAAAACUAUAUUAGAAUUAGGAUGUGGUACUGGAUUAGUUGGACUUGCUUUACUAAAAAAUUACAACUCACGAAUAGCCCCAAUAAAGGAGUUAAUCAUGACUGAUGGUUCUACUGUAGUAUUUGAUAAUGUUAAAGAUACUUUGAAGUUGAAUUCUUUAGAGAAGAACAUGAAAGUACAUUUCCAACAACUCAUCUGGGGACCGGAUUCCUUUACUGAAAAUUCUGACAAACAAGUAGAUGUGAUUCUUGGUGCAGAUAUAACAUAUGAUUCUACGGUAGUAGAGUCACUAUGUAUUAGUAUUAAAGACUUUUUUGUACACAGAGGUACAAAUCUUGCAGUUAUUGCCGCUACAGUUAGAAAUAUAGACACAAUAUUAGCGUGGGAACUUGAGCUUAAUAACUAUUUCAAUGGCAACUGGAGAAUAACAUCAAAGGUAGACAAACCCGAGCAUAUUAAUUCAACAUGUUAUUUCAAACCAGGAACUCAAGAAAUACGAAUUUAUGAAAUUGUAAAUAACUAA
Molecule: messenger RNA, 987 nt
Organism: Spathaspora passalidarum NRRL Y-27907
Lineage: Eukaryota; Fungi; Ascomycota; Pichiomycetes; Serinales; Debaryomycetaceae
Product: protein-lysine N-methyltransferase
Exons: 1
Coding region: 1-987 (328 amino acids)
Source: RefSeq, a predicted model, not a curated record